Molecule: messenger RNA, 5357 nt
Organism: Prorocentrum cordatum
Lineage: Eukaryota; Dinophyceae; Prorocentrales; Prorocentraceae
Source: the annotation of a GenBank genome assembly
GCUGGGCUUGCAGCGUAUGCAAAGUUCGGAAUGGGGACGGCUACGAUUUCUGCUGGAAGUGCUGGAAGGUUCGCGACUCCGCGAAGACGGCGAACCACGGGGCGGCCAGCUCCCAGGACGACACAGAGGCCGAGGAUGCCACCAAAGCAAAGCUCAAGAAGUUACGGGCUCACCUGGCAGAACUUCGGCGGCAGGCGGAGGACCCAGACUUGGCCAAACACGUCCAGGGGAACAUCGACAUCGUGCAGAAAGAAGUUGAUGAAUUGCAGGCAGCUGUCGACAACGGCAGCGACAUCCCACGUUGCUUCUCGGAGUGCAAGCUGGUCCGAGAGAGGAACAAAACGCAGGCGCAGCGAGAGCGUGCACAGGAGCGGGUCGAGAAGCUGGAGCAGGAGAUCAAGGAGGCCCAGGAGAGGCUCGACAGGGAGAAAGCCCUCUUGGCCAGGCAAGAUGAGAGAUUGCAAAAGCAGAGUGCCCGUAUCGAAGAGCUCAGCGUGCCCAAGCCGGGCAAGGGCUGGGGAGCGGCCGUAUCGUUCCUGGAGCAAGCCAAGAAGUGCCUGCGCGACCAGGAGACCGACACCAAGAUCGCCGAAGCCCUCUGCCACGCGCAGCAGCUGCGCACCGCCGAGGAGGAGCGAGCUGCAGCCGCCGCAGCGGCAGCAGCCGCCAAGGCCAAGAAGGAGGCUGACGCCGCAGCGCGGGAGGCCGCCCACGACACGCAGCAGAGGAACAAGCGUAGAGCUGAGGAGGAGAUCAAGCAGGAUUUGGUCUCUUUUCCCCAGAGCGCCGACUCGACGCAGCUCACCAAGAUCAUGCAGGAGGCAGAGCAGGGGCAGGUGUUCUUCACCAUCAAUGCGAACUCCAUCGGCACGCUGGAGCGGACUAUGCGCUCCAUCAGGUACACGUACAAGGAACCCAUUAUCAUGGCGCAGGAGCUGCAUGCAAACGAGCACAGCAUCUCCUGCUUCACGCAACGCAUGCAGAAGGAGGGCUGGAGGCUGGGCAUUGCGCCGAGCGUCCGCACCGCACGGGGGGGCUGGAGUGCAGGGGUGCUCCUGGCGACAGUGCGGCUAAACAACAUGAGCUACGCCAGGGGGCUCGACACGUGGGACACCUCGCCCCGCGAGUCCAAGGGCCGCCUAGCGAUCGGCUGGGUACGCGCCCGCGGCAAGGACCUCGGCAAGGAGGGCACCACCAUAGGCGCGGCCUACCUCUGGGUCAGCGAGGGCAUGACAGACCGCAACAGGGCCAUCUUUCGGAACUUCACUACGGCCGCGGCGGCGGCGGGGAAGUACUGGAUCCUGGGCGGCGAGUUCAACAUGGACCCAGCAGAGCUACAGCACACAGGGGUGAUCAACAGGAUGGACGGGGUCAUCGUGUUCGACACCUCCCGCGGCUCGUGCGUCACACUGGGCGAGGCACGGCACCGUGACUACUUCAUCAUGUCCAAAACGCUCCUGGACGGCCCGCUCCACGUGGCCGUGCAGGAUCAGUACAGCACGGCGCCGCACUCACCUGUGCGCCUACGAGUUCCCCGCCUACGGGAAGAGGAACGCCGGGCACGGGCACUGCGGCGCCAACGGCGAUGGCCACUUCAGCUGCCCACGGGCUGCGCGGCAGGGCCGACCUCGUGGCCACGACUCCUGGAACACCGUAGGCACACUCAGGGGGAGGUGGGCCGAUAUUGGGGCAGCCUGGCCAACACGUACGAUGAACACCUUAACAAGUACUUCAACUACGAUGGCAUGGACUGGCACGAUCGCAAGGGCCACCUGCAGCUGCCCACCCACGCAUGGGAGCAGCUCAAGCCGCCCAUGGUGCGCGAGGCCGCGCGAGAGCAACAGUGGGCGUGGGCGGAGGCAGCCGGAUGGCUGGGACGCCGCCUGGAACACGUCAGCGCAGCAGUGCGAGCGCGGUGGAAGAACGGGAAGCAAGAGACGUUGGUCUGGGCGCAGAACAACGCCAAGGGCAUCCUAGGGAAGGACAUCAUCGGCCCGCUCCUCGAGCGGAACCACCCAGCAUGGCGCGCCGAGCCCGACCAGGAGCGGGGCAAUGACGACGCCACAGACGAGCAGGGGAACUCAUACCUGGACGAGUUAAGUUACACAGUGCGCCGAGUGGAGGAAGACAUGGCGAGCCUCCCAGAGACUACUCCUCGGCGGACCCCCGCUGUCCUCGGCCUCACGGCCUCGCAGGACUGCCCGUUGGUCGGGGCGGAUGCGGCAGGAGAGCGCCGCCGACCGACGGGGCGGGGGCGCUACACGGAUAUCGAUUGGGGGAAGAUGGUGAAUACGGUCGCCUGGAUCGACGCUGAGCACAUAACCGAGAGGGGCUUGCACUACGUGGACUGCGUGGCCAAGCUCAUGACAGUGGCCAGCCAGCACACGUGGCGGCGAGUGCGACAGGAAGCAGCCCGAGACUGGCGACGCUGGGUGACCAAGCACAGCCAGGCGGGAGCGGGGGCGCUGCGCAAGUGGACUAAGCCGCCUGUGCCAUGGGCCCCGACACAGCCGACAAAGUCCCACACCCAGCAGGAGCCCACGCACCCGCAGGUGGCAGCGGACACGGCGCUGGAGGGCUGGGAUACGGUCUGGGCGGACAGCUACAACGCCGACGAACCGUGGUGCCAGGCCCCCAGCGACGACGAGUGGAGCGAGUUCAGGGCCCCGAGGAUCACUUCGAGGGACCUCGUCGAGGCUUGCGGGCGGUUCCGCGCUGGGACAGGAGCGGCACGCGUGGCAAGCGUGCUCAACGCGGUGGAGCGAGGAGCGCCCUGGCCCACGUCGCAGGCCACCAUCCUCUUCUACCUCACGCCGAAGGCGGCAGGUGGCUUUCGGAACCUGGGCCUCAUCCCUGAGCUGGCGCGAGCGUGGGGGGCCAUCCGCAUCCCCUACGCGAGGCGAUGGGAGGCCGCGCGGGCCGACGGACACGACUAUGCGGUCACCUACUUCGACUUAAUCAAGUGCUUCGAGUGGGUCACCCAUCGGAAGGUCUGGGAGGCGUCGCAGAGGUGGGGCUUCAAUCCAAUCAUCAUGCGGACCGUCCUCCAGAUCUAUUGCAUGGUGCGGCGCAUCGUCCUGGACGGGUGCUACACCGACGGCAAGGCGUGGCAACGCGGCAUCGUAGCGGGCAGCAGGUGCGCACCGUUCUGUCUCAAGGUGGUGAUCAUCCUCGAGCUGGACGAGCUGGCGCACCAGUUCUCCUGGGCGGACACGUGCCUUUUCUUCGAUGACCUCGCCAUGGCCACGCACGGCAGGCACGACUACGUCGACGAGGUUCACCCGCGGCUCAUCGAGGCCGUGGUCACCAUGUUCGAGACCACGCUGGGCAUGGCCGUCUCGCGGGGCGUGCGCGUCGACAAGAGCACCAGGCACCUCGGCGUGAGAGUGGUCAAGCACGAGAAGCACUUGGGAGUGACAGCGACAGCAUGCGGACGGAGGAGAGUGGCCGCCAUCAACAAGCGGGCGCUCAAGUUUGCAGCGAGAAAGGCACAGGUGGCAGCCGUGCGCAGAACAGGAGGUGCGGCACACAAGCUGAUUCGACAAGCCACAGUGCCAGCCCUCCUCUACGGAACCUCCGUCGUCGGCACGGCGGACUCAAAGCUCGCCGAGCUCAGGAAGAACGUGGCGGCGGCGAUGGAGGGGAACAACAAGGGAAGGUCCACGGCGCUUACUCUGCUCAGCGACAUGACCGACCCAGGCACCCUCGCCAACAGUGGCCCCAUCAUCGCCUGGGCCACGGCUUGGCAGGAAGCGCUCGAGGACGACCAGUUGGCCGCGCGGCUCCAGAGCGCGUGGCACACCUGGGUGAUGAAGAUCUUCAAGUGCAAGGCACCCUGGCUCACAGUGCGGGGGCCAGCGGGGGCGUUCGUGGCGACGGUCAGGCGCCUCGGCUGGAUGACGCAGGCCUCGCACUCAGUCACCAUCGACGGCAACGUGCUCGACCUCCGCUACACCGUGCUGCAGGAGAUCCAGCACCACGUCGCGCGGGCCACGGAGAAGCAGUUGCAGGACGAGUGGUUGGGCCAGCGCGGCCGCCAGUUCGGCAUCACCUCCAUCUUCCUGGCACCGGUGCAAACACUACUACGACGACCCCUCCAGGGCCGCUGGACGCAGGCCAACCGCACUCGAGUGAGGGGCCUAUUCUGCGGAGGGACGUGGCCGCAGGAGCGGCUACAUGCAGCAGGAGUUGCUACCGACAGCACAUGCAGAGCGUGCGGGCUGGCGCCAAGCACCGACAGGCACCGCACCUUCGUGUGCCCAGCGCGCCAGCCACACCGUGACGUUGUCGGAGGCCACCAAAUUCAGCAGCGAGGAGCCAACCCCUGGCCAGGCCCAGGAGCCGAUGCUCUCUGGGGGCGCGGCAUCACGGCCGACCCCGCCGAAGAGCUAGGGCUAUGGAAGCUAGCAUCGUGCGACGACUGGCUCACCGAGGGCAACUGGGACGGCCUCGCGACAGGGGACAUCUACGUGGACGGUUCGUUGCAGUACGGCGACUACGCACCACUGCGACGAGGAGGAUGGAGCUUUGCCAAGGUCAAAGACAACGACGAGUACGACAUGGACUACGUGUGCUACGGGCCCCUCCCUGGCGCACAGUGGGUCCAGAGCAUCCUGCGGGCGGAGCUCUACGCGCUGCUGCAGGCCCUACGUGUGGGCACCCCGCCCAUGCGCAUCUUCACCGACUGCCAGAACGUCGUAGACGGCGUGAUGGCGGGACCAGCCUGGCUCGACAAGAGGAGCCGCCCGCACCUCGACCUCUGGGAGUGCAUCGCCCAGGCCACCGCAGAGCUCGGAGGCCUGGGCCCGCGCACCGUGCAGGUGCUGAAAGUGAAGGCCCACGCGACGCGCACCGAGCGUGCAGCUAUCGGGCGCGCGCAAUUGGAAGGCAACAAAAUUGCUGAUCAGUAUGCCAAGCAGGGAGCUCUGUAUCAUACCCACCCUGUUUGGUGUAGAGAGGCCUACAUACAGAAGUAUCGACUGGUUCGGGACAUCUUGGAAUUCGGAGCCUACAUAGGAGUCCUGGGCCGUGAUGACAUUGUCGACACUGAGCAGGGUUCGAGACCGACGGACUCGAACCCCCCCGACCCCCCCUCGGACCUCCUGGACUCUCCUGGGAACCUGGGGGCGGUCGUGGGCGAGGAGGGCGGGGCCCUGGUGGCCCCUGAACCCCCUGCCCCGCCCCUGGGGGCUGACCCUCCGUCUCGGGCCGCUCUGGACUGGGGGUGCACCAGGGUCGACAGAGCCCAUAGAGCGGGGCACAACAUCGUGACGUCUUUUGUCGCAGGUGUGCCAGGUACGCCCGUGACAGGUGGACUGGCCUACUUUCUCCAUGUAGCCCUGGGGCCCAAAGGGUGA